AUGAAGAAGAACUUCUGCUCAAGUUCUGUGCCCCUCUUCCUUUGUAGUUUUCAGUUUAACACCCUGGGCAAGUUCUUUGUGGUGCUGGCGCCUCUGCCCCGCGGCGGCGGCCACCGAGCCACGGGGCCACGGUUUUUAAUAAGUGACCGCGACAGAGACCCUCAGUGUAACCUGCACUGCUCCCGGUCCCAGUCGAAGCCCCUCUGUGCGUCCGACGGCAGAACGUACGAGUCCAUGUGCGACUACCAGAGAGCCAAGUGCCGCGAAGCGAGCCUGAGCGUGACGCACCGCGGCCGCUGCAAAGAUGCUGGCCAAAGCAAGUGUCGAUUAGAGAGAGCUCAAGCGCUGGAACAAGCAAAGAAGCCCCAGGAAGCAGUCUUCAUCCCCGAGUGCAAUGAGGAUGGAUCAUUCACACAGGUGCAGUGCCACACCUACACUGGAUACUGCUGGUGCGUGACGCCCGACGGGAAGCCCAUCAGCGGCUCCUCUGUGCAGAACAAAACUCCUGUAUGUUCAGGUUCUGUAACUGAUAAACCAUCAAGCCAGGGUAACUCGGGAAGGAAAGAUGACGGUUCGAAGCCAACGCCUACCAUGGAAACGCAGCCAAUUUUUGAUGGAGAAGAAAUCACGGCUCCCACCCUUUGGAUUAAGCACUUGGUCAUCAAAGAUUCGAAGCUGAACAGUUCCAGUAUAAGGAAUUCAGAGAAAGUUCAUUCAUGCGACCAGGAAAGACAGAGCGCCCUGGAAGAGGCGAGGCAGAACCCUCGAGAGGGCAUCGUCAUCCCCGAGUGUGCUCCAGGAGGGCUCUACAAACCUGUGCAGUGCCACCAGUCCACUGGGUACUGCUGGUGUGUCCUGGUGGACACAGGACGCCCCCUGCCCGGUACUUCUACUCGCUAUGAAACCCCGGUGUGUGAAAGUGAUGCCAGAUCGAAGAGCACAGAGAUUGAUGAUCCAUUCAAGGACAGAGAACUUCCAGGCUGCCCAGAAGGGAAGAAAGUCGAGUUUAUUACCAGCUUACUUGAUGCACUCACUACGGACAUGGUACAGGCGAUCAACUCAGCAGCACCUGCUGCCGGUGGGAGGUUCUCUGAGCCAGACCCCAGCCACACGCUAGAGGAGCGAGUGGUGCAUUGGUACUUCAGCCAGCUGGACAACAACAGCAGCAGUGACAUCAACAAGCGGGAGCUGAAGCCCUUCAAGCGUUACGUGAAGAAGAAAGCCAAGCCCAAGAAAUGUGCCCGACGUUUCACUGACUACUGUGACCUCAACAAAGACAAGUCUAUCUCACUGCAGGAGUUGAAGGGCUGCUUGGGCGUAAGCAAGGAAGGAGGUAGCCUGAGCAGUUUCCCCAGUGGAAAAAGACAAGGCCUUAACCCCUUCAUAGGCCGCCUGGUGUAGGAGCAGAAGCGGGAAGGCAAGGCAGGAGCCGACCCAAAGGAAAGAGAGACCCAGCAACCGAUGGACAGACACCUUGCUGCUUGUGAGCCAGCAGGCAGCGCCAGCAACAUCCAGCGUGGCAGAAGUGGCACCCAGAACGUUUGCACUUUUUAAUAAUUGGUUUGGGUUUGGGUACGUUUUUAAUCUCUUCUCGAUGCCAUUAUCUAAUACUUUGGAAGGGGGGCGGGAAACAACAGGAUCAAGACUUUCCAAAAUUGGAACAGCUACUGACGACUUAAAAUUGAGUUCCCUGGGACUCAAAGAAAGAGAUUUUUAUAUACUGUAUAUAAAUAUAUAUGUAAAUUGUACAGUUGUCUUGUACAGGGGUUGGAGUCACUGUUCUGUCCCUCCCUUUGCUUUUGAAGGCUAUUAGAGCUAGAGGGACACUUUGCAUUUAAUGGAUACAGCAAUGCAAUGAUUUCUGCUGCCAAGCCAUCCUUUAUUUGCAAACUGAUGUCCUUAACAUCCCUCUGCACAUAGGUACGAGCAUAUCAGCAUGUCUUAUGUUCACAGAUGUUCACACAGUGCCACAGCCAGAUAACAAAUGCUUCCUGGGAGCAGCUGAACCCCAUCAGUUCUAAGUGCAAAGCACUGGGUUUUUGAGAGAACACAGAUUACAUCUAAUUAUUGGUGCACUGCAGAGCUGCGUAAAGUAGGCCCACGGAAGGGUUGUAUUAAGGAAAUAUAAAGGUAGUUUCUGCACCUGUUGCAGUUUGGGCAGAACUGAAUUGCAAAUGCAGGUCCAUGCUGCAAGUAUCUACCAUCUACCAUAGCAAGUAUCUACCAUGUAUGGGGAAUCUAACACUGUAAGGACGUGGGAACUGUAGGUCAUAGUUGAGUCAAGAGAAUAAAGUCCUCUCUGACAAGUUGUUCAUCUGUAUGAUGUAUAACAACAAAAAGGUUGUGAAGUUUGCUAAAACCAGCAUCAGGCUGCCUGUUGUUUUGCUGCAGAGCUAAAAACCUAUUUGUCAGUGCGGAAGGACACAACGAUGCUGGUGUUCCCCGAGAGUCUGAUUUACUUGCCCAUUUGUAGGGGAUAUUCAGCGCAGCUUGCCCCUUCUCAGAUGGGAAUCCUUGUGCCAUUCAUCUUGGGACCAAAAACCUGCAGUCAGAGAUGGCAUCAUGCCAUGCUAAUAUGGGAAUCAGCUCAGCAAUUGCCUGCAGCAGCACUGCGUUACUGUAGAGAUGGGGCUUGCCCCGUAGGGCCUGGCUGCUUUGGUAAAAGAAGCUGUGACAGGGCAUCUUCGUGCUGUGGGGUUGUGAUAGCAUGAGAAACACAGCAGCAGGAGUGUCACCAUGCAGCGAGUUAGAGCCAUGCUGGCAAAACUGGAAGUUAAGAGACUAAACUUCAGUAACUGCUUAAAAUUGGUAAUAGCUCUUAUCAUGGGAAGUAGAUUGGAACUAAUUAAAGCAUUUGACAUGAUUGGGAACACUCUCAUGAUCUCUGAAGUGUACAAUUUGCCAGCUCAAUGUAAAGAAAAACUCUCCUCUUUAACAAGAGCAGCUCCUUUUGCUGGAUCUUCAUGCUUCCUCACAUACAAUAAUAGAUAUAUUUUUGUGGUCUGCCACCUCCCAUCUUCUCAAUUGCAUCAUUUAAGUACUUGGGACAUAUUCUGUGUGUUGAAAUUAUUUGGUUUAGUGUAUAAUUAUAAAUGGCCCUGUUAUUCACUAAUUCUGUUGUAGGAGAGAAGAAUGAAUACCAUUGUAUAAAAAAUCCUCACCUUUUCGUUGUAUGUUAGUUUUAGGA
This is a messenger RNA of Nothoprocta perdicaria, 3187 nucleotides long. It is a transcript of the gene SMOC1, whose product is annotated as SPARC related modular calcium binding 1. NCBI's taxonomy places the organism in Eukaryota, Metazoa, Chordata, Aves, Tinamiformes, Tinamidae. The record is from RefSeq and is a predicted model, not a curated record. Gene Ontology annotation, molecular function: extracellular matrix binding; protein binding; calcium ion binding. The coding region runs from base 1 to 1401 and encodes 466 amino acids. The transcript is spliced from 14 exons. Gene Ontology annotation, cellular component: basement membrane. Gene Ontology annotation, biological process: extracellular matrix organization.